This is a messenger RNA of Melanaphis sacchari, 1494 nucleotides long. RefSeq lists its product as uncharacterized. The transcript is spliced from 5 exons. Bases 517 to 1374 code for a protein of 285 amino acids. Lineage: Eukaryota; Metazoa; Arthropoda; Insecta; Hemiptera; Aphididae. The record is from RefSeq and is a predicted model, not a curated record.
ACCAGUUUUGUUUUUUUUUUUAUCCCGAGUUUAAUUAUUGUUAUACGAGUAAAAACGCACGCAAACGAAAAAUGCACUCACGUUUUUCGUCAUCAUCGCCGUCUUAUCGUACCUACGUCUUACACGGCUACAGCGAUUCGGACCAACAACCGGAAAAUAUAUAAUAUGAUUAUAAUAGCAAAAUUGUGGUAGGCAGGUACUCACUAAUUCUUAUUAAUAAUGUAAAAUAUACUGCGGUAUAAUGUUAAACUCAUCCAAGGAGAUGUAUGUGUUUUAUACCAACUACCACGUUUUCUACGUAUCUAUUCAUUGGCGGUUCGGACACGGUUUCUUUUUUCUUUUGAGUACCAUAUUUUCUCUGUAUUGUGGGCUUAGAUUAUACAUUUUUGGAAGCUAUUGGUUUUUGUGUUAAUGUCGGCAAUAUUUUAAACUCUUUAUACACACCCUCAUUGAAAACCGAGACGGCGCCUCACGACUGCUGUAAUUGUAUACGAUUCACCAUAUUCCGAAUUGUGCAUGACGGACGAGAACACAUCUGCAAUGCAGAAACUCUACGACUGUCGCCGUGUUCAAUCAGCUGUUGCCGUCGACUUGGAUAAAUUUAGAGGGCACCUGUACGUGCUGGAUAGCGGAUACGACAACUGUCAACCGAAAAUUAUCAUUUAUGACCUAAAGACUUACAAAUGUAUCCAAUUAGUAGAACUAGGUGGACUCAACGGAUCAGGACUAGCCAUGCUGGUGGUGGAUGCGAGACCGUUCAAAGGUGAGACGAGGGUGUAUAUAGGUGACACACACAGCGGACGUAUCGCGGUAUUGGACCCGGACCGAAACAUUUGGUACAUGGUCGCAUUGCACUCCCAGAAUUACGGUGCCGCAGUCAUACAGGACUACCGCAGACCAGAUGUCUACCCAGACGUUCCUGCAGAAUGUAUCGCUGUCUCUAAGCUACAGUCAUCUGUGUACUUGACGUCAACGCACUCGCAUGACUUGUACACGGCUUCGUUCAAGGAUCUUCGGAAUCUUACCUCUAAAGUCACGCCUAGCGUAAAAAACGGUGAUGUGCUUCCGGUUGGAUUGCGAGUGCGCUGGGAAGGCGUCAAGCUGGGCGUUUCGAGCGGACUGUACGCUGACAUACAGGGUGGUCUAAACUAUGUGUAUACCAGAGAUUUCGUGGCUGUCAGAUUGAGUUUGAUCGCUGGCGGCCCACCCAUCGCAGCAGAGAACCAUAAGGUGCUGUUGCAGUCGUACAAAUUGUUACCGGCGGUCACGAAGAUUUUCACGGACAACGCGAAUUAUCUGCAGGUGUGGGCUCUAAACGCCGUGCCCAACUCGAAAAACCGUCAUGUGGUCAAAAUAAAUACGCUUACGUUUUAAACGUCGUUAUUGACGAAUUCAAUAUAUUAUCCAUUAUAAGGGGAUACUUGGAGGAUUUGACGAUUUAAAUGAGCAAUAUUUCCGUCCCUUUAAGAUUCACUCUAUGUAAACAGGGAUGAU